AUGGCGAACUCUUCCAACCCUGCUCACAAGGCUGGCGUCGCCAGGACCGGUCUCGUCUGGGGUAUCAACCGUGGACACGUCACCGAGCGACGAGUCCUCGCUCCUCGCCCUGCCAACCGCAAGGGCCGCAAGAGCGAGCGUGUCGAGGUCAUCCGCUCCGUCAUCCGCGAGGUUGCCGGUUUCGCUCCCUACGAGAGGAGGGCGAUGGAGCUCAUCAGGAACUCGAAGGACAAGCGUGCGCGCAAGUUCAUCAAGCGCCGUGUCGGUACCCUCCGACGUGCCAAGAGCAAGAUGGAGGCUCUCACUGCCGUCAUCGCCGAGCAGCGCCGCGCCGGCCACUAA
Pseudozyma flocculosa PF-1 is the source of this 342-nucleotide messenger RNA. RefSeq lists its product as uncharacterized. The record is from RefSeq and is a predicted model, not a curated record. Gene Ontology annotation, cellular component: ribosome; cytosolic large ribosomal subunit. The transcript has 3 exons. Gene Ontology annotation, biological process: cytoplasmic translation. NCBI's taxonomy places the organism in Eukaryota, Fungi, Basidiomycota, Ustilaginomycetes, Ustilaginales, Ustilaginaceae. Gene Ontology annotation, molecular function: structural constituent of ribosome. Bases 1 to 342 code for a protein of 113 amino acids.